Molecule: messenger RNA, 402 nt
Organism: Ziziphus jujuba (common jujube)
Lineage: Eukaryota; Viridiplantae; Streptophyta; Magnoliopsida; Rosales; Rhamnaceae
Product: early nodulin-75
Exons: 1
Coding region: 1-402 (133 amino acids)
Source: RefSeq, a predicted model, not a curated record
AUGUCUCCAAAGCAUUUGCUAGUGUUAUUUCUUGGAGUAGUGGUGGUUCUCACUGCUAUUACUUCCACUUUUGCUGAUACUAAUCCUCAACCAGAUCAAAAGCCUUCCAAAAAGCCACCAAUUUACAAAAAACCUCCUGCUUUGGAGGAAGAGUCAGAGGUACAACCAUUGGAUGGAAAACCACCAAAGGCAAAGCCAAAGCCACCUCCAAAACACAAACCACCAAGUCCAUUUGUUCAUGUGGAGGACCAAUUCUCAGAAGAACAAAGACCCUUUGGCAAACCACCAAAGGGAAAAGGAGGGAAACCUCCACAUGUAGCUGAGGAGGCUGAUGAAGAUGGUCACAAACCACCUCACAAGCCACCAUACAAGCCACCCCACAAACCCCCAUCUACCGACUAA